ACUAUUGGUCAACCUCAAGUAUGCUCUAACCAGGGCAUGUGAUUAGUACCUGCAGCUAUAGCCGCUAGCAGCAGGGGUGGACUGACAACUCAUGGGGCCCCCAGGCAAUAGGGGAUCAUGGGGCCCCUGUGUCUUUGCCAAACUCAAAAAAGCCUAUGAAAAAGGUACCAGGGGAAUCUUAUGGGGCCCCCUACUGACCCCGGGCCCUCGGGCAGUGCCCGAGUUUCCAAAUGGUCAGUCUGCCCCUGGCUAGCAGUAAUCA
Molecule: messenger RNA, 262 nt
Organism: Staurois parvus
Lineage: Eukaryota; Metazoa; Chordata; Amphibia; Anura; Ranidae
Source: the annotation of a GenBank genome assembly